Messenger RNA from Empidonax traillii (willow flycatcher), 858 nucleotides. It is a transcript of the gene EIF4E3, whose product is annotated as eukaryotic translation initiation factor 4E family member 3. Gene Ontology annotation, cellular component: eukaryotic translation initiation factor 4F complex. Lineage: Eukaryota; Metazoa; Chordata; Aves; Passeriformes; Tyrannidae. Gene Ontology annotation, molecular function: translation initiation factor activity; RNA 7-methylguanosine cap binding. The record is from RefSeq and is a predicted model, not a curated record. The transcript has 7 exons. The coding region runs from base 341 to 682 and encodes 113 amino acids. Gene Ontology annotation, biological process: translational initiation.
GGAGGGGAGCUGGAGAAACCACCCUCCCCCUUCCCGCCAGAUCCGUCCGUGGAGAGCAUCCCUGCGAGUUAUCGGUUCGCUCGUCCAAAGGAUCGGACACCGGGGAAUUACCCUUGGGCUGCGUGCGGGAGAAGCGCCGGUGCGAGGGACUGUCCCGGUGCUCGUCCCCAUCGAGAAGGGAGCCGCGUAGUGAGACCGAUCACUUCCUGGUACGACAGCAGCUGAAUGUGCAUCAAACUUGAAGAAGAUUUAUACAGUUCAAACAGUGCAGGAUUUUUGGAGUGUCUACAACAACAUUCCUCCUGUGACAAAUUUGCCUCUGAGAUGUAGUUACCAUUUAAUGCGGGGAGAAAGACGCCCACUCUGGGAAGAAGAAAGCAAUGCCAAAGGAGGUAUAUGGAAAAUGAAAGUCCCUAAAGAAAGUACGGCUGCAGUUUGGAAAGAGCUACUGCUGGCAACUAUUGGAGAGCAGUUUACAGAUUGUUGCGCAGCAGAAGAUGAAGUAAUAGGGGUUAGUGUCAGCGUUCGGGACCGUGAAGAUGUUGUGCAAGUCUGGAACGUGAAUGCCUCUUCAGCAAGUGAAGCAAAGGUUCUAGAAAAGAUUCAUGAACUUCUGCCACACACAUCUUUUAAAGCCGUCUUCUAUAAACCCCACAGAGAGCAUCGUGCUUUCGAAGGCUGACACGGAAAGCAUUAAGUGCAGUGUGUGCCAGGCUCAUUUGCUGUUCUUUGGUGCUUUGAGGUGGUCUGGACCAGGAGGAGGAUGGUGCAAGCCCUGCAGAAGAGCUACAGGCAGUUGGUCCCUCUGAGUUUCUGACAUUUCAAGCUGGGCUGUUGCUGUUGAAAAUGAAGAAAAGC